GCCCUGUUCAAUAACGCAGGUUCCUGUUCAAUAACUCCAUUCCGUGUCCCUGUUCAAUAAGCGAAGGCAGUGUUCGAUUAAUCCGCUCCGGGUUUUAUGUGCGCUCCCCCUCCUUUCUCCUGAACUCCAGCCCCUCGCUCUCUCUCUAUCAGCCUCUCACUCCGUCUCAAUAUGUCUCAAGAUGGCGGCCAAUGCGGGAUCGAUGUUUCAAUAUUGGAAGCGCUUUGAUUUACAGCAGCUGCAGAGAGAACUCGACACCACAGCCACCGUAUUGGCCAACCGACAGGAUGAGAGCGAGCAGUCCAGAAAAAAGCUUAUUGACCAGAGCCGUGAGUUCAAGAAAAACACACCAGAGGAUCUGCGAAAGCAGGCAGCUCCACUUCUGAAGAGCUUCCAAGCAGAGAUUGACGCGUUGAGUAAAAGAAGUAAAGAAGCAGAGGCAGCCUUCUUGAACGUGUACAAAAGAUUAAUCGAUGUCCCUGAUCCGGUGCCAGCACUAGACCUGGGCCAGCAGCUCCAGCUGAAGGUGCAACGCAUGCACGACAUUGAGACCGAGAACCAGAAGCUGCGCGAGACGCUGGAGGAGUACAACAAGGAAUUCGCCGAGGUCAAGAAUCAGGAAGUCACAAUUAAAGCACUUAAAGAGAAGAUCCGGGAGUACGAGCAGACACUGAAGACCCAGGCAGAGACCCUCGCGCUUGAGAAGGAACAGCAACUACAAAACGACUAUGCAGAGAAGGAGAGGAAGCUGCAGGAGGCACAGGAGUCCCUGUCCUCCAGGUUGGAUGAGGCAGAACACAAGAGCCAUUCACUGCAGUCAGCACUGGACUCGACUCAGGCAGAGCUGUUCGAUCUAAAGUCAAAAUAUGAUGAAGAAACCACAGCGAAGGCUGAUGAGAUCGAGAUGGUUAUGACAGAUCUGGAGAGAGCCAACCAGAGAGCCGAGGUGGCUGAGAGAGAGGCAGAGGGCCUACGGGAGCAGCUGACAUCCGCUAACAAAUCCCUUCAGCUGGCCACGCAGAUCCAGAAGGCCCCUGAUGUGGAGCAGGCACUGGAGGUGCUGACACGGUCCAGCCUGGAGGUGGAGCUCACAGCCAAGGACCGGGAGAUUGGGCAGCUGGUGGAGGACGUACAGAGACUGCAGGCCAGCCUGAGCAAACUGCGCGACAGCUCAACCAGCCAGAUCAGCCAGCUGGAACAGCAGCUCAGCACCAAGAACUCCACACUCAAGCAACUGGAGGAGAAGCUGAAGGGACAGGGUGACUAUGAAGAAGUCAAGAAGGAGCUGAAUAUCUUGAAGUCCAUGGAGUUUGUACCGUCUGAAAGUUCUGCUACACAGGAUGCGUCGAAGCCGCUGGAGGUGCUGCUGCUGGAGAAGAACCGCGCCCUGCAGUCCGAGAGCACCACGCUGCGCAUUGCCAACAGCGAGCUGAGCGGGUCGGCCGGGAGGAAAGGGAAAGAGCCGACACCGGAAGCAAGCCAGCGCGCCGUCACCACCACCUCCACCAAAGCCGCUGCCAUCCUUCAAGCCUCUCCUCCCCCCUCCCAGCUGCUACGGGUGUCUGCCAACCACAGCACCGGCGCUGCAGAGCAGGCCUCCAGCGCCAACGGCACCCACCAAUUCUCGCCCACCGGAAUCGGACAGGAUUUUUUUGGGUCCCCCCUGGUUGGCACAGCCACUGCUUUCCCUCUGGCGGGGAAGGUGGCCCUGAACUCCCUCCUUCAGCGCCAGCUCAUGCAGACUUUCUACUCCAAGGCCCUCCAGGAGUCCAGUGCAGGCACCCCCACCAUGCUCUUUUCCCCUGGGCACUACAGCACAAACUCCCUCUCCGCCAGCCCCCUCCAGCAGCAGCAGCAGUCCGGCAGCCCGGAUGUCAAUGGCAUGGCUCCCUCCCCAUGCCAGUCUGAGGGCGCGGGCAGCGUCUCCGAGGGUGAGGACAUGGACACUGCGGAGAUCGCCCGUCAGGUCAAGGAGCAGCUCAUCAAGCACAACAUCGGGCAGCGCAUCUUCGGACACUACGUGCUGGGCCUGUCCCAAGGCUCGGUCAGCGAGAUCCUGGCUCGGCCCAAGCCCUGGAACAAGCUGACCAUCCGCGGCAAGGAGCCCUUCCACAAGAUGAAGCAGUUCCUGUCCGACGAGCAGAACAUCCUAGCACUGCGCAGCAUCCAGGGCCGACAGAGAGAGAAUCCAGGCCAGAACCUGAACAGAGUAUUUCAAGAGCUACCGAAAAGAAGAAAUGGCUCAGAAGGUACGUCGCGGCCAGGGAACAUUACGACCCGGAUCCGAACCUCAGAGAGCGGGUCUGACGAGGCCAUCAAGUCCAUCCUGGAGCAAGCCAAGAGGGAGCUGCAGGUGCAGAAAACAGUGGAGCCCUCCCAGCCUCCUCCCCCCUCCAGCAGUGUAUCAGGGGGCAGCAUCGGCAGCUCUGAUGAGGCUAUCCGCUCAAUCCUGGAGCAGGCCCGGCGUGAGAUGGAGGCCCAGCAGGCUGCUUUAGAUCCUGUCCUCAAAGCCACGCCCAUCUCCCAGGCCGACCUAUCGCUGCUGUCUCCCAAGCUGCUGACCUCUGCCUCCCUGACGGCUGUCCCCACCUUCUCCCCACUGGCCUUGUCCCUGAAAAAGGGCUCCUCCUCCAUCCUGGACUUCCACUCCGGAGGCUCCAUCAAGAAAGAGAGCACAGAGUCGUCCAUCGCAGAGCUGCAUGGCAUCACCGACGGAGGCCCUAAGCAAGGCAAGAACGCAGAGAGCGGGCGUGGGGGCUCCUGGAGGGACCAGUGGUGGAGCACCAUGCACUCCGAGAGGCGGAGCGCACCCCCUACUGGAGACGAGAGCCGCCAACAGGAGGAAAGCAAAGAGAAGCCCCCCCGGCUGGCAGGGUCCUCGACCGCCCCCUCCUCCUCUUCAGACUACUGGAAGGACUGGCCCAGCGCCGAGUCUCCCUAUUCCCAGGGCUCGGAGUUGAGCAUGCAGGGAGCCAGCUGCAGCGAGACCCCCCAGAGCAGCCCCCUGCCCUCCUCCCCGCUGCUGCCCCUCGGCAAGCCUGCCAAGCCGGCCGUGCCCCCGCUCACCCCUGAGCAGUAUGAGUUCUACAUGUACCAGGAGGUGGACACGCUGGAGCUCACCAGGCAGGUCAAGGACAAGUUGGCCAAGAACGGAAUCUGCCAGCGCAUCUUCGGAGAAAAGGUUCUGGGUCUGUCUCAGGGGAGUGUGAGUGAUAUGCUGUCCCGGCCCAAGCCCUGGAGCAAGCUGACCCAGAAAGGCCGGGAGCCCUUCAUCCGCAUGCAGCUGUGGCUCAACGGGGAGCUGGGCCAGAACGUGCUCCCCCUGCAGGGCCAGCCGCAAGAGAGCACUCCCAAGACAUCAGCGAGCUGCAGCCCAGCCCCUGAGUCUCCCAUGAGCUCGGGAGGGGAGUCCAUGAAGAGCCUGGGAGAGCCGGCCGCCCAGCCCGCUGCCCCGGAGCCCAGCGAGCCAUCCGAGUCCCAGCCUGGCACGCCACUGCCCCCCCCUGGACACUCCGGACUCGGCAUCCAGGAGAUGGUGGCCAUGUCCCCCGAGCUGGACACCUACGUCAUCACCAAGAAGGUCAAAGAGGUGCUGACCGACAACAACCUGGGGCAGCGGCUGUUUGGGGAGACCAUCCUAGGCCUGACCCAGGGCUCUGUCUCGGACCUCCUGGCCCGACCCAAGCCCUGGCACAAGUUGAGCUUGAAGGGGAGGGAGCCCUUUGUGCGCAUGCAACUCUGGCUAAGCGACCCGCACAACGUGGAGAAGCUCAUGGACAUGAAGCGCAUGGAGAAGAAAGCAUACAUGAAGCGGCGCCACAGCUCUGUGAGUGACAGUCAGCCGGGUGACAGCAACCUGGCUGGUCUGGACUACAGCCAGGGGGCCAGUCCCCAGCAUCAGCAGCACCACCUCAAGAAGCCCCGUGUGGUCCUGGCACCAGAGGAGAAGGAGGCCCUGAAACGAGCCUACCAGCAGAAACCAUACCCCUCCCCCAAAACCAUUGAGGAGCUCGCGAGCCAGCUCAACCUCAAGACCAGCACCGUCAUCAACUGGUUCCACAACUACAGGUCCCGGAUCCGCAGGGAGCUGUUUAUUGAGGAGAUCCAGGCUGGCAAUCAGGCAGCAGGGGGUGAGAGCGGUUCUCCCUCAGCGCAGGGGUGCAAGGCGGGGGGAGAGGGGGACAGCUGCGACGGCACCGAGUCCGACGGCACAGUGGAGGGCCGGCCAGGGGGCUCCCUCGGUCCAGAGGAGUACGGAGGGGCUUCAGAGGGGGAGGGGGCCGACCCCAGAGAGGAGGGGGGUCCCGAGACCCCUGCACGCUCCCCCACCUCCCAGGACGCCACUACCUCAACCUCCAGCGCACCAGGCACCAGCGGCCACAAGGGCGGCGCCAUCCAGAGCGUAUUCAGCUUCCCCGACGCAGCGCCAGCCACCGCAAGGAAUCCUAGGGACAGCAGCCUGCGCAAGAAGAAAGCAGCCAACCUGAACAACAUCAUCCACCGCUUGGAGAAAGCAGCCAGCCGCGAGGAGCCGUCCGAGUGGGAGUUCUGAAGCUCGCUAGGGUUGUUAGCAUUUUUUUUUUGUUGCCGCAGCCCGGCAGACAAGAGGAGAAAAGCAAAGGGUCAUUUUGGAUUCCUGGGGGGGAUUCUACUUGGACCUCUUCUGGUUUUAUUCGCAAAAGCACUUAUUAAAGCCCUGCUGGCCACAGGGCCCAUACACCAUAGGCCAAUGGUGCAAAAAAUAUAUAUAUAAAAAGAAACAAAAAGAAAAGGAGAACCAGAGACUUAAAGGAGCAUUAAAACCCAGGAGUCUGAGCAGUUUCAAAAGGAUGAAAACUGUAAACUUUUUUCUUUUUUUUUUUCAGAGGUGUUUAACCUUCUCAAAGUGUUUUUAAUACCGUCUCCAGAGUGAAUUAUUUUCACGCUGUCAAGCUGAAUAACUGUUACAACUUUUGCCUUGUGUGUGUGUGUGCGUGCGUGCGUGUGUGUGUGUGCGUGUAAUUUGGAUCCUUUUUUUGUGCUCGGAUGUCAAGCACGGAAAACUAAAGAAGACAAUUCCAGAGCAAGUCCCGAGCAUUAAAUACCGAAUGGGAGGGGCGUGGAAUAGGAGUCUCUACACCCCCCACCACCUCCUUCCUCUUCUUUUGAUUUUUGUUUUUCCUGAAGCAGCCAUCUGAUGGCUCCGGAGUUCCAUCACACUAUAACGACUUUAGAGAAAAAAACAUAAAUAAGAACAGGAACAAAAAAAUACAUUUUAUAGCUGUUCGGUUGCCACUAAGAGAUUGCACAGUCUGCCGACUCUAAACACACUAGUUUGGAUUCCUAGAUUUUUUUUUGGGGGGGGGGGGGUUGCUGUUUUCAACUUUGAAAGGAAAAUAAGAUGACACAUUUAAUUUCACUUAUUUUUUAACAAAAAAAAAUAUAUCAAAAAAGGUCAUGUCAUGAAAAAAAAAAAAAAAUUGUGGUAGCUGAUCUAGUGUUUUUUUUUUCUUGUGGAGUAGAGUUCUUGAGUAGUGAACAUUUUGUUUUAUAGCUUUAACUGACUUCUAGGUCUUUUGAGGGCCUGUAAGGGGUUUGUUUAAUACACUCCAUUUUAGGCCAAAAUCAGGAAAUAUGGCGUAAAAACAAACAAAAGAAGAUUAGCGUCUACGUAUUUUUUAAACAAAAGAACCUGCUUUUUAACCUCUAACCAUGCUGUUCAGACCUCAUACCCGGGUGGUGUGGGGCACAGGUUUAAAAGUGCUGCUGUGGGGGCUUGUUUUUAGGCUUGUGUGUGCGUCACAGAAAAAUAUAGCGAUUCCAAAAUGCCAGAGUCGCACAGGUCACCAGCCUCACAGACUGACCUGCAAAAUGGCCCAAAAUGACCUGCGAGCAAUGCUGCGAGCAAGACACAGCCGCAGACAUUACACACGUAUGUGUAGCAUUUAUUAAUGUGUAUGUAUGUGUGUGUGUGUUCUUUACACACUCCAGCACAAAGAGGUGGAAUGGUUCAUCUGUGUCGUUGGUCUAACCCUUUAAUUCAGUCCCAUUGUUCCACUGAAAGAUGUCCAAAAGGAGUACCUAUUUUUAAAUACCCAUUGGUUUCCAAAUAUGCUUUCUGAUAUUGUAGACAGUGUAGCAGUCAUACAUUUUACCCAAAGAAAGCUCCUCCUUUGCCACACUCCACGCUGCGAUACCAGAGGAUAGUAUUGCAGUCCAAGCGUAGCAAAACUUACCUUAGGGCUUAUUACUUUGCCAAAUAAAUACUGCUACGACUUAACAGACACAUAGAAUCUGUGAGGUUGGAGGCAGAAGUGCGUCUUCCAGGUUAUUUCUUUUUCCCGAUUGUCAGUGUAAAAUGAUCAAGGAUCAUCCAAUUGCGUUUCUUAUAGAAGCUGCUGUUCAGAUGGAGCACUUGCGAGUUUUGAAAACAAAAUAGCAUGUUAGCCACCGUGCUACAGAGAAGCAUUCGUUAAGCUCACAACUAAACUGAGUGCAAAUGCACUUAGUGCUACGAUACACUGCUGUGCACCUGUGACGUGCAAUACGAUGAAAUGGUCAAUAAUGAUAAAGUAUAAACCUUCAAUGAUAACAUGGUUGAAUACGUCUCCCAUGGAUUCAUUAUUAAAGAGUCACUGUGUGGAAUACAGUACAAGUUCUGUUCAUAUUGUAUCAUUUUCACGAUACACAAUGAACUAUUUCACCUCUACUGCAUGGCAAAGGGACUCCAGUCUAUCAGGACAAAUAUUAUCUAAAUCACUUCUCAGUAUCUAUUCUAAUAUCUGCACAAACGAACACACACGACACGCCUGCCCCUCUUAAACACAAGCCUUGAGUACGCCAGUGCCCACGCCUUCCCUAUUGUCUAUAUGUACGUGUGAGUGUUGGGUGUGUGUUAGCGUGCAUUUGCACACGCGUGCGAGCGAGUGCGUGAGAUUUUAUAAGUCUGUGGGUGUUUUGUACGUACCUGCGCACACACCGAGUGCACAACUGCCACCCUUACUUUCUAAUAAGCUGUGUUUAUCAAUGUAUGGCUUCUACAGUGUAGCUGAUUUUUAGGUUUCUUUUAUCGCCAUAUCUUUAAGACUUCUUACAGUAGAUGAUUUCAGUAUAUAAGGAUUUUAUUUUCGUUCUUUUGUUUUCCGCUUAUUUAUAGGUGCUGUAUUUUUAUUUGAUGUCCAUUUUUUUGUGUUUGUUAGGAAGGGAUUAAAAGGGGGCAAGUUACUUUUUUUAGACUGAUAGACUGCCGGCAGUAUUGGAUAAUAUUUACAAGAUGUCGUUGUCAUACAUGUAUAUUAAUGAACUCUGAAGAUUAUUUUGACUGUGUCAUUUAUAUUGUUUUAAGAGAAAAAUAAGUAAGCAACCGGUGAUGAUAACAUUAUAUGGUGCAUUCAUAACUCGAUAUGAUUUAAUAAUGUUACAGUUUUUUGUGUUUUUUUUCUAGUUUAAUAUUUCAAGAAGACACCAAACAAAAUGUAUCCGUUCAGGAAUCCGCUGCAGGUUUCUUUCACUGUUAGAAGAUGACGUAACCUUUUUUCCUUGCAUGACGUGUAUCUUUUUCAGUAAUUGUAUUCUCUCUCACACUAGUCUUGCAGCAACAGAAAAGCACUUAGCAACUGGGUUAUUCAAGUGUUCUUAAGCUAAUGAAAAAUACUCAUUGAAGUAACAGAAAAGGAGCAGGGAUAGGAGACAAGUGAAUUCAAACUGCUUCAGGAGGCUUAAACUUUGUAGAACAGCACAAAGCCAGCGGCCACUUCUGACUAUAUUUAACUAAGGGUGCAACGAUACACCCAAGACACAGUACAAUGUGCAGGUCACAGUACAAAACCUAGCACCAUGCUGUGUAAUAAGCUAAAAUGUUUAUUAACAAGUGUUAUUUUGUUAAAGACAUUGUUGGAGCACUGCAGUGUUUUGGUGGACUACAAGCGCUGACUGGAGUGGAAGGGCUUGUGUUUUGCAGUGCUACCUUCUAUCGUGUUAGGGUCUUGAGGUCAAAGUAAAUAUACAGGGCCAGUUUGGUUUUAUAAUAACAGUAGUCGGUGGUAGCAUGGCAAAGUGUAUGUAUUGGGGUGCAACCCUUUACAACACUAAAAUCAGCAUGUAGUCUAUAUUUAGGGAAAUAGCUUCUCAGCACUUAAAAGUUCAUUAAAUUGAUGGAUUCUGUACAGCAUUAAAGAUGGAAGCAGUUAGCAAGGAUGUGUCAAGAUGGCAGAUGGGGUGCUUUGCCAGUCCCAAAGUAGUUCCAAAGUGGUAAGCAGCACUCAGAUAGAAAUCUUAUACUUGUGGUCAGGGUUUGCGCUGGCUUUGUCCAAAACUGUGUAGAAUUUUGUUUCUUUUAUUUUUUAUGGAGUAUUAGAUUUGAGUUGCUUUUUAAACACUGUGCGGAUCGCAAGCAGAAAAGGCUUCAGUCGGUAUUCGUUAUAAAAUAUAUACAGCGUUAUCACAGAACCUGGAAAACAUUACCUGAUUACAGUCGUGCAAGAUGCAAACGUGUUCAUAUUGUAAACCACAAUCCCAAAAGUACAGGAAGAAUGAGGUGUGUCCCACUCCACCUUGCUGUCAAAUGACAAGUAGAACAUGUGAAAGCCAGAAUUUGGGCAACACAUUUAAAUUGAGGCACAAUAAUAAUCUCAAAAGAGUAGUCCCAACAUACAAGGAUCAGUCUUCUCUGAUCCUUCAGCACAAGCGUUACCUAAACUCAUGUGAAUAUCCCAGCAAAAAAGGGUUGCCUUAAAUUCCAAUGUACAGCACAUAAAAAGCACAAGCAGGGUACCAGGGCCCCAGUAAUACUCUAUUUAAGAGUUGUGGAAAUGUACCACUCCAUUCAUAAAGCACACAAAUGUGUUCACAGGAAAAUCUCAAUAGCAGUUUAUCUCUGAAGCUGCAGUUACCAAUUAGGCUGAAUGGAAAAUCUCUUGAAUAUACUGUAAAACAUUCAAUAAUUGUGUGUUUAUUACAAAUCUGCUAAAUAUACAUGCCUCACCUCACAGGGUGAUUUGCAAUCACCCCCAUAAACCACUAGAUUGACACCCUAGUCUAACCAGCAUCAUGUUAGCAUAGAAACUGAACUAAGCACUUAAACAGAGACUUAAACAGCUCUGUGAUCUGGGAAACUGACUCCCGUGGCAUAGCAUUGCUGCUGUGUGGCAGGAACAGCAGGGGGCACUGCAGUGACUCUGUGGAAAGUAUGCCUUUACAUAUGGUUACAAACCUAGCACACCCUCAGAUACCGCCACAGCACUGCUGAAAGAGAGAGAGGGAGAGUAAGCAGGAACUCUGGGGUGCAAUGCCUUUAAACAUGUGGUUCCAAACCCCAGCACUCUCUAGAGUCUUGUACUGCGCAGCCAGGGCAAUGCAAUUACUCUGGCAAGGCAGGUUCGUAAAAACGAAGCCCCCUCCAGAGCUCUGUCUCCCUCUAUAGAGCUGUAGCGUGGUAGCAGGGCAGUGCAGUCACAUGAAUAGGAUGCCUUUUUAUACUUGGUUACAAACCAAAGCUCUCCCAGUGUGUCACUGCAGCAAACCUGGCUGUCCCAGUCCAGCAACUCUGUAGCCAUUUUAAACAUACAGUACUUACAAACAGCACAUCUAAUCCACGCACUUAUUGAACUGAGGACCACUCGUUAUUGGAUAACGGAGAAAGGUGACAAAUCGAUACGCUGUAGUUCUUUCCAUCAUUUUUUAAUAACACUUCACAACCAAAGCACAAACAAAGUAGAGCGCUUUUCAGGCCUGCUCGUAAAUGUAGUCUUUUAUACAAGACUAUUUUCAUAAUCAAACCACAUUUCACAAACUGCAAUGGAAACAGUCCUUUACCUUGUAGCUUUCCGGCUUGCUGGUCUAAUUUGCAGCACACCAUCUAUCUAAGAAUGACAAAUGAAACGCAAACAGCUUUCUGGGUUUUAUAGCACUUAGUUUUCCAGAUUUUGUUGCGUUGUUUCAUCUCAACACUGGACCUAAAAUCUGCACUUCGCCAUCACAGUGUGUGGAUGGAGAAACUUGGUCCAUUUAGUGUUGUAACAAAUCUGAAGACAAGUUUGAUUUAAUUACUUAACCAGCUCCCCCAGACACACCAUUAUAUUAAACUCAUGAGUUAUUUAUAUUGUCUGUUUGGAUGGAUUGAAUAAUGCUUGAUAUAUAUGUCACUGAUAUAUAAGUGACAAGCAUAUGAAAUGAUUUGUUAAAUUAAAACUCUCCUGAGUUACAGUUCUGUGACAAUUGUGGAUUGAAAUUACAAAAGAUCUAGGGAAUAGUAAACAUUGGCAAUAAAGCAGUGUACAUUUUAAUUUGAAAAUAGGAAAUGUGUAAGGCGGGUCAUCUUUAAAUGAAAUUACUAAUGAGUUUAAAGCAGUUGCACAGCAAAACCUAACAGGAAACAUUCUGCCGUAAUGAGAUUAAUUUUCGCUAGGUGGCCGUUUUUAUCCAAUAGAUGAACUACUUGUUUCAGUGCAAGGACAGUGAAAACCAAUGGACUUACUGGUAACUGAAGCCUUUUCUGUGUCCUCGCCCCUCUCUGUGUGGUUCUUCAAGCAUUGGCUGUGAUCUGUGUAGGUGCUGAACAGCACACUGCCCUCCCUGCAUCUCUUCAUUUGCAGUGCAUGAGCGAUUAACAGAACUUGCGAUCUGAAGGAGAUUGAAAUCUGGCCUCACAUGAAUCUAAAUGAAGUGGCAAUAAAAUACCUUACAGAAUGCUGUGUUCAAACUUUAAGCCUCCCAGACCGUAGAUAGGUAGUGAAUUUUUUUUUUUUUUUUAAUGAACCCUUCAGUCAGUUGAGGGUGGUCCAUUUCUACUGAAGUAAUUUGGUUUGGUUUCAGAAGCCAGCAGCCGUAGCCUUGCAGCGAAUUUGCACGAUAAUUCACUGAACUGUAGUGUGGCGGUUUUAGGGAAAUCAUUGGGAUUAGGAAGGACAUUGGGGAUUACACUGUAAUUUACGAUCUAGACAGAACAAGACUGUGCAAGGGGUGAAGGAGAUAGAUGGCUACCAGAUACACAGCAUCAUCAGUGCCAGUUUUGAAAUGAAUGGGAAUCCAGCAAGACUGCUUCAUUUUCUUGGGCAAAUUAGGAGACCCCUCCUUGGCAGUUGCUAGAUGUGUUAAGAUGGUAGUGCAGGGCUCCCCCACAUGCAUUAUUAAGCUUUAGUAUCGUUGUCUGGCAGAGGUAAGGCGGUACAGGUGUGCUGGCCUUCCAUUCUGCAUACAUGAUUAUUUCAAAGGUUCGAGGUUCAAAACCUGCCCUUGCUUGCAGUGGAUGCAUAUUAUGACGGUUCUCGAAUCCAGCUGCUUUGAUCUUAGGUCUGCUAAUGAUGGAAACUAGCAUUAGCUUGUUAAGAGCGAUUCUAACACAGUGUAGGUAGUAAGCAGUCGCCAUUGAAAAAGAGAUUGUUAAACUGAAAAUCAAUACCGGAGGUUAGAUCUACUCUCGCACCCCAUUCAAAACCUCUAAAAUCUCAGAAUAAACAAGCAGAUGUGCUCAUUGAAAGCUAUUUUAUUGGGCUGCUGGAAUGCCUAAUUGUGGUGUGAUGCAAUGGCAGUUCACGUAUAUGGUUUCGGAAGCUGCUGUUACUUUGUGAAAGGCUGUAGCGCUAAAAGCUUUUUAUUUUAUUUUUUUUUUGUAUGAGGAGCCUGCUUCGUGGCUAUCAAGGAUCUCUGUCUCAGGAUCUUUAUUCACAUAAUAUAUAUACAAAGUGUUUACCUGUAUCCUCACCUCUAUUUGGAAAAUGAUCCUUGAGUGCCACACGUGGGGGUGGAUGUCGGCCGAUUUCUGUAGAGGUAGGUGUUGAGCAGGAAUAGACAGCAAGCCCUUGAGUGUCCAAAUCCAGGUGUUUUCUGGCAAGAUCUUUAAAAAAAAAAAAAAAAAAAAAAAAAUUAGCCUAGAAUAGGCUUAAUUUCAAAUGCAAAUUGAACUUGUUAUUCCUAUUGAAAAUACGUUUAUAAAAUAUUUCCAGCAGUAGCUCAAGCGUUUGGUAGCUAUAAUUGGAGCUGCCCGCUCAGAAGGGAAACCGGGAGUUUUGUUUUGUAAUCAAAGUAGCAAAUGUUCUACGUUAUAUUUACGAAACAUCAUUAUGUGGUGCGUAUGUCUGAAAUAUUUUUUGUUAUAAAAAUGACUGAAUCAUAAAUCUUUUUGUAUAGUGUUCCAUAUUCUUGUGUCUUUAGCCUGCUCCCCAUUUGAGAACUGCUGAAAAAACUAGGCUGGCCCUUAGCUACUUCAAACAAAAAGCCCCCAUUGUGGGCAAAUGGUCAAAUCCCGAUAUUCAAGGAUGCUACCUAGUGAAAUAAAGUAAAAUUGCAAUAAAGUAAGCAAGGAUUCCCUUUAUGGGAUCAUUAUUAUCAUUUGUGGCAUUAUGUUUUAGCUUAAAAAAAAGUUACAAUGUACAAUUAAAAUCAUAUCAACACAACCACCUCUAGUGAGAACAAACCAUGAUAAUGUAUACAUUUUUGAGUUGCAGUCGUAGUAUUUCAGGUUUUGAACAUAGUGUUAAUGUCACCUCUGUCUUCACUGUUCAUCUAUAUCUCUUUGUAUCAGAUUAUAUAUUUUGUCAUUACAUGAGGCAGCACUUGAGACAUGUGUGUUUUUAUUGUAAUUGGUCCCUGUUUGGGAUGAGUAAUCUUUCCAUUGUGUGGUAGAUGUUUCUGCCGUCCCCCCCAUGAAUUUCGUAUGCCCCCCCUGUGUCCUGGGGGAAAGUUAAGUGACUGAAGCACCCAGGUUGACCAUGGCAACACGUUUCCAGAUGCUAGCUCAGUGGCAAUGCCCUGUUACUAUUAUGUCCUUGCCUCUUUUUUAGCUUUAUUGCCAUUGUCACUGCUCCCAUUAUUCCUGUACUGGUGAACUUUUUAAUGUAUUUUUAAUGUAUUGUUAGUUUUGGGGUUACACACACCCAUGUAGGUUUAACACUGAAGCCAGGAGCACAUUUUCCUGUUGGAUUCCUUUUCUACAGGUAUGACAGCCUGCCUGCUCUGUGCUUUCCAUGUAUUCCCUUACUGGUUACAAUAUUUUAAAAGCAUGUUUGUACAGAGCAGUGACAAUAUAUUGGUCCUCGUUGUUUUAGGAUUUGAUAAUACAGAACCCCAGUUAAUUCGCGGUUAGGCCAUGUUGACAGUAAAUUCUACAUGUGCUGUACUCAAUAUUUCAGAUAGCAAAAUGAUGCGGGAGCACAGUAGAGCUAAUGAGAGGUAUGACAAUGAAUUUUAAAACAUAUACAAGGUCGAGUUGUCCAUUGUGCUAUGAAAUAUGUAUCACAAGCUUGUGUGCAUUUCUAGAAACUCGUUUCUGGGUUAGAAAACUUCUCAGCUGCAGAAAAAGGGUGGUAGUUUUACUAUAGCUGUCACGACAAAUUAAGGGGGCUAUGAAAAAGUUUCCAUACUGCGUUCCGCAAACCACAAGUCCACACACAGCUGUGCCAUGUUACAUAUACCUUUGGGGGCGAAGCUGUUGUGUUGAUUUCCAGCUGCAUUUUGUUGCAAAGACAUCUAGCAACUUAAAUGUAGAACGUUGCUGCCACAUACUGAGCACAUUGGCACAGCCCUGCACAAUGACACAGGCACGUUGGCUGUAUGUAGAAUUGAUGCAGAUUAAAAGCUUAGCAAUAAACGUCUUGCUCUUAAUGCAUUUCCUCAAACCUCCUGGAGGUGGAUGGCGACUGUUAUUCCUUCUAAUUUUGUCGCCCCCCCCCCCCCCCACACACACACACACACACACACACACACUGACUCCAUUGUUGGCAGACAUCUGUUACAAUAAAGACCCUGUCUAGGACUGUUGUAUUGGUAACCCUUCCACAGACUCAUGUACAGACAUGCUUAUUAGAACUACAGUUCCCAUGGAGCCUUGCUGCCGCUCUGACUUUCUGUAAGGCAGCACACCAGGGAUUCUCCACUGCCUGUCUCAGAAAUUGAUAUGAGAAUGAUUGGGCUACCCCAAAAUUCAGGAUAUAGGAACCAUUUAGUGUCUGAUUGACCCAACUCUCCCAAAUUUUUUACCUAAUAGUUUUUAUAAGCUCUUCCCCUCUUGGUGUCUUACAGUUUCAGCUGAGUGUGCGUGUGUGUAUAUCUGCGUCGAGGAGUCGAAUGGUGUCUCAACAAUAACGUUACUGCCUACUGACCCAAGUAAAAACUACCUUGGGGUUUAUCAUUUAGUGUUUAAUGUUCUGGAUGGAUUCCCUUCUGCCUCCUCGUCGCAGUAUAUUUGGCCAUAUCCUGCUUUGUGGAGGUUCUGUAGAGAUUUUCAUUCACAAUUUGUAACUAGCUAACUGAUUCGCCGCCAAUUUACUGGCUCUUACGUCGUAUCACUUUACUACUACCAGAUUUAUAAGCCGUUUUUCUAGAAGAAUAUUUUUCAGCUGAUAUCCAUAAACAGGGACACUACUUUUAUCAAUUGAACAGGCCAUGUUCAUGCUUAAAUAGAGGUCUCCAACCUGCCAUCCUAGCCCCUCGAUGCCUGUUGUAAUGAAUGCAUCUUUUUAAGUGGCAGCUGUGUUUUGAGGUGGAAUGUCACACUAAAUCCGUGAUACAAUAAAUAUAAUGUUACACAUUGUGGUCCAGAUAGACUACUGUAAAUUUCAAUGAGUAGAACAUGAAUUAAUACCAUAAAAAUAUCCUACUUGUUUGUCAUGCGCUAGUUAAUGGUAAUACUCCGAUGUCUUCAAUAGCUUUAAGAUAUUCUUGCCAGUAACCAGGAGACACUUGUUUUAGCAGGAGUUGCUGCAAUUUGGUUGCCAAGUUGGAGGCCUCUGCCAUUCUAGGGUUAAACAAUUGUGUGCAAUUUUCCUUUAUUUUUCAUUUUAUUUUCACUACCAAACUUCACAUUGAAGUUUCUACCCUGUUGUAAAUGGAACCCAGUUGACCAAUGUCUUUCUUUGUGAAAGUAGCACUUGGGCUGCCCCUGUGUUUCCUUGUGGCUCACCUUCUGAAACGUCUUGUGUUUUUCUUUAUAUUUAAAAAAUAUAUAAAUAUAUUAUAAAUAUAUAAGAGGCUGCAUGAUUGGUGGCACUGGGAGGUCACUCCCUCAGCAAGAUAGCGUUGGUUUUCUCUGUCACCUGUCCCAUUCUGAACAUUUGAGUUUUUUAUUUCAGUUCUACCAUGUCAGUCUGUUCUCAGCACUGUAAGACAGUCCCUAUACAAUAUGGAGAAGCAAUAUCACUGUAUGAAACUCACACAAUGUAUUAUUAUUAUUAUUAUUAUUAUUAUUAUUAUUAUUAUUAUUAUUAUUAUUAUUAUUAUUCACUAGCACCCUAGGUGUGAUAAUUGAAGUAAAUAUCUUUUAUACAAACACAA
This is a messenger RNA of Acipenser ruthenus (sterlet), 15246 nucleotides long. Its product is annotated as protein CASP-like. Lineage: Eukaryota; Metazoa; Chordata; Actinopteri; Acipenseriformes; Acipenseridae. Gene Ontology annotation, molecular function: DNA-binding transcription factor activity, RNA polymerase II-specific; DNA binding. The record is from RefSeq and is a predicted model, not a curated record. Gene Ontology annotation, cellular component: Golgi membrane. The transcript has 24 exons. The coding region runs from base 182 to 4552 and encodes 1456 amino acids. Gene Ontology annotation, biological process: regulation of DNA-templated transcription; intra-Golgi vesicle-mediated transport.